AUAGUACAUACCGUUAUCAGAACUGUAGGACAGCCUCUUCUUUUUUAUCAUGAAAUACAGCUGGGUACUUAAUUUCCUCUCAAUAGAGCUUUGACUUGCUCCAAGCAAACCAAGUCUUUGUUCCUCUCAAAAUAACGCGUAAAUUCCUCGAAACUGCGUGUCUUUCUUCCUCCCAAUCACGGACCACGUAUACCAUCACCAUAUUUCAAAUGCUAUAAACCAAAAGCAUGUAGCAAAAGUUACUACUUCAACAACAAAACUACCAAGACUAGUAUGAUGUGCUUCAAAGAAACUGCUCUAAUGACUUUCCCUAUCUUUACUUUUAACAAACUCCCAAAAUUUUGGCUUCUGCUCCUUGUAGCUACCUCCUUUUUAGUCACUACUCUCCCCCAUGGAGCUAAAGACAUCAAUGAUAGUAAAGUUACAAACAUUGGCGCCAUCAUUGAUGUCCAUUCAAGAACCGGGAAAGAAGAGAAAACAGCAAUGGAAAUAGCAGUUCAAAAGUUCAACAAGAGGUCACCAAACCACAAUCUGUCUCUUUACUUUCAGGAUUCCCGGAGCAGCCCACUUCAAGCUGCUCGUGCUGCUGAAAAGUUGAUUGAAGAUAAUAAAGUGCAAGUGAUUAUUGGUAUGGAAAGAUGGGAUGAGGCAGCUUUAGUUGCUGAUAUUGGAAGCCAAGCUAAAGUUCCAGUUCUUUCAUUUUCUGCACCUGCCAUAACACCGCCAUUAGCAUCAUCUCGAUGGCCUUUCUUGAUAAGAAUGGCUCACAGUGAUUCUAACCAAAUAAGAUGCAUUGCAGCAGUUAUUCAGUCUUAUAACUGGAGGAGGGUUGUCACUGUUUACGAAGAUUAUGCAUAUGGUGGCGAUGCUGGCAUGCUGGCUCUUCUAUCUAAGUCUCUUCAAGAUGUUGGUUCAGAGAUUGAAUAUAACUUAGUUCUUCCACCAUUUUCCUUCGUAUCUGAUCCAAAAGAUGUUGUUCGAGAAGAACUGACAAAACUACUAAGUGAAAAAAUACAAUCUCGGGUUUUUAUUGUGCUCCAGUCAUCGUUGCCCAUGAUGAUUCAUCUGUUUAGAGAAGCUAAGAAGAUGGGAUUUGUAGGAAAUGACAUGGUUUGGAUACUUACAGAUACUGUUACAAAUUUCUUGGACAUAGUUAACACUUCUGUUAUCCACUCCAUGGAAGGUGCUCUGGGAAUUAAGAACUACUAUUAUGAUAAUACGAGUUCCUACCAAACUUUUCUUACCCAAUUCCGGCAGAAAUUCAUAUCUGAGUAUCCAGAGGAAGGUUACUAUGAGCCAGGAUUCUAUGCUCUACGAGCACAUGACAGCAUUGCUAUCAUCACUCAGGCCAUGGACAGACUGUCUAGGAACACUAGCAGUCCAAAAGUGUUUCUGGAUAGCAUAUUAACAACCAAAUUUGUUGGUUUAAGCGGCGAGAUAAAUGUCAAAGCAGGUGAGUUGUUGCAUAGCCCUAUGCUGAGGAUUGUGAAUGUGGUUGGAAGGAGAUACAAGGAGCUAGAUUUCUGGAUACCUGAGUUUGGAUUCUCAAACCAACCUGUGGUGGCAAAAGGUGGAGCUGGAAAUAGUACAGAAGCUAUAAGGUUGAAAGGGCCGGUGAUUUGGCCGGGCGACCUACAACGUAAUCCAAAAGGCUGGUUGAUGCCUAAUGAUACAAAGCGGAUGAUUAUUGGUGUUCCUGGUAGGACCUCAUUUGAGAAGUUUGUGAAAGUAUCAACAAACGCUGCUGGUAAAGAGGAAUAUGAUGGUUUCUGCAUUGAACUUUUUUAUAAGGUGCUUAAAGUUCUGACUUAUGAUCUGCCUUACAAAUUUGUACCCUACAACGGCAGCUAUAAUGAUCUGGUGGAUCACGUGUACAACAAGACGUACGAUGCCAUUGUCGGCGAUGUAACCAUACUAGCCAGCAGAGCAGAAAAAGUUGAGUUUACUCAACCAUAUGCAGAAUCAGGAUUGUCAAUGAUAGUUCCAGCAAAGUCUCAAGAGUCAGCAUGGAUGUUUAUGAAGCCGUUUACAAAGGAAAUGUGGUUGGUCACUGGUGCCGUAUUGAUCUACACAAUGUUCAUAGUUUGGUUCUUGGAGCAUCACACCAAUCCUGAAUUCAACGGCCCAUGGAAGAAUCAGAUUGGCACAGCUCUCUGGUUUACUUUCUCCUCUCUUUAUUUUGCACACAGGGAGAAGAUAUACAGUAACCUCACCAGAGUGGUUCUUGUCGUGUGGCUUUUCGUAGUAUUGAUCUUAAAUUCGAGCUACACUGCCAGUCUCACUUCAAUGCUGACUGUCCGACGUCUGCAGCCAAAUGUUACUGAUAUUGAGUGGCUGAAAAGGAACAGCUUAAAAGUUGGCUGUGAUGGAGAUUCAUUUGUACGGAAUUAUCUGCAAACUGUGCUUGGAUUCAAACAAGAGAACAUCAAGAAUGUUAGCUCUGAAUACAGCUAUGAAGGAGAAUUUGAAAGUGCCAUCAUAUCUGCUGCCUUUCUUGAACUCCCAUAUGAGAAAGUUUUCAUCGGUCAUCACUGCAAACGAUAUAGUGCAACCACACCUACCUACAGAUUUGGUGGACUAGGCUUUGUAUUUCAGAAAGGCUCUCCUAUCGCCGCAGAUGUUUCCAAAGCGAUCCUGAAGCUAUCAGAAGAUGGAGAACUAAAAAAUUUGGAAGAAAAGUGGUUUGCUCAGUCGCGACAGUGCUUAAGCAAUGCAACUGACAAUGAUAAAACUGAAAGCUUGAGCCUGCAAAGCUUCUGGGGUAUCUACAUUAUAACCGGUGCCACUUCGACCAUUUGUUUUCUCCUAUUUCUGUUUCACUUGCUGAAAAACUACCAUAAACAAGAAGUGGAGGACAGAGGCAAUGCAACUCCAAGUGAUAAGAGUGUUUGGGAAAAAACAGUUACUCUAGCAAGGUAUAUCUAUCAUGGAGAGACUGUUACUCCAGGAGAAUCUCCAAUUCCUAAUCCUUCCCCUGAUAUCCAUGAAUGGAACUCUUCCAAUUUGGAACUCUCUAAUCCUGAAGACACUCACGAAAAUCUUCUCUCCUCAUCACCAGCUGAAAUUGAAGUUGUAAAAAUUCCAGAUUCUGACACCCAAAAAAGCAGCAAUGUGGUCUGACGCUCUCUUUUCGCAUAUAUAUGUACUGCUAGGUGUAAUUGAGCUGAUUUCAAUAGGCUGGUUAGAUUUGGAUAUUUUGGCUACUUCAGGUCUGAUUCAAAACACAUCUCCAAACUAUAGUAAAUAUGUGAAAGAUGCAAACCUAGAGACACAAGUAAUUAUCUUUGACGACUGAUUUGUGGCCAAAUAUAUGUAACAAAAAUCCUUUGAUAUUUGUAUUUUCCAUUGGGGUAGUCGUAUAGGCUUGUAUAAAUAUCCUCAAUACUUUUUGUGAGAUACAUGAAAUAUACAAUUUUCAUUUUGUUUUUACAUGA
Molecule: messenger RNA, 3434 nt
Organism: Populus nigra (black poplar)
Lineage: Eukaryota; Viridiplantae; Streptophyta; Magnoliopsida; Malpighiales; Salicaceae
Product: glutamate receptor 2.7-like
Exons: 5
Coding region: 274-3120 (948 amino acids)
Cellular component (GO): plasma membrane
Molecular function (GO): glutamate-gated receptor activity
Source: RefSeq, a predicted model, not a curated record